This is a messenger RNA of Gigantopelta aegis, 6620 nucleotides long. Its product is annotated as xanthine dehydrogenase-like. The transcript is spliced from 35 exons. Bases 222 to 4208 code for a protein of 1328 amino acids. The record is from RefSeq and is a predicted model, not a curated record. NCBI's taxonomy places the organism in Eukaryota, Metazoa, Mollusca, Gastropoda, Neomphalida, Peltospiridae. Gene Ontology annotation, molecular function: FAD binding; 2 iron, 2 sulfur cluster binding; iron ion binding.
ACAUUAAAAAAACACUGCAAAUGGUCUCAGUUUUUACACUGGAAAAUAAUAAUUUGGCCCAGUAAGGAAUAUAUCAAAGGUUAAGAGGUUGCUAGCUGCGUAUUAUUGUCUUAUCACAUGACGAUCAGCUGACCUGGACUUGUGACAUGGCAUAAUUUCACACCUGGGGUCGUCGCUAGUGUUGCUGACUGACAGUGUCACUUGAGACUGAGUAGUGGAACAUGGACACCAACGAGAAGACAUCGGACAAAGUCGUCACGUGUCCUGUCUGUUCAGCGAGUCUGCUUCCACAAUCUGGUUCUUUGAAAAAUGGAAUUUAUGCAACAACUUGUGAAAACUGUGGACAUUUUAUCAAAUUUCGGUGUACUGGGCCAGUCAAAUCAGAUGUUAAAUUUACCAUCAAUGGUCAAUCGUACACAAUUGGUAACCAGUACAGUGGAGCCCUGUCUCUCAAUGAGUGGCUGCGACGGGCGGGCGUGUCGUUCGGGACCAAGGUGAUGUGUAUGGAGGGAGGGUGUGGUGUCUGUCUCGUCACCGCCAAGCUGUACGAUCCCGUGUCGAUGUCAGAGAAAGUCUUCUCUGUCAAUUCGUGUCUUGUUCCACUGUACACCUGUGAUGGGUGGGAAAUCACAACAAUUGAAGGACUCGGAGAUCCUAUAACUGGUCUCAACCCAGUACAGAAACGCUUGGCCAGCUAUAAUGGUAGUCAGUGCGGAUUCUGCAGCCCAGCUCAGGUCAUGAAUAUGCAUGGACUACUUCAGCGUGUUCCCAAGCCCACAAUGCAAGAAGUGGAAGACACAUUUGACACAUCAAUCUGUAGAUGUACUGGUUACCGGUCAAUUCUAGAUGCCAUGAAGUCGUUUGCUUCUGAUGCUCCACCCCAUUUACCUGGAGGACCAAUCGACAUCGAGGAGGUUGACCAGCAGCUGUGUAAGAAGACGGGCCAGCCAUGCAGUGGUCAGUGUUCUGGCCAUGGGUCACUGCCUCCACUACACAUGGUGUUACAGGACACUCAGUGGUUCCGCCCCACCUCCAAGUCCGAGCUCUUUGCCAUCAUCAAGCAGGUUGAGACCAAGAACUACCGCCUCGUGUUCGGAAACACAGGAUAUGGUGUGUAUAAGGACAUUGGACCAUGGAUGUAUGAUAUUCUGAUUGACCUACGAGGCAUCAAAGAAUUCUAUGCAAUUUCUUUUGACACGACUGUGUUGUUUGGUGCGAGCCUGACUCUGUCAAAUCUUCUGAACAUCUUCCAAAAGUCUAAAUCUGAUCCGACGCUGACCUACUUCAAAUGUCUCGCCAAACACCUGGCACGUGUGGCUAACACAGGAGUUAGAAACCUUGGUUGUUGGGCCGGGAACCUGAUGCUGAAACACGCACAUCCUGAGUUCGUCUCCGAUAUUUUUGUCAUGCUGGAGACCGUGGGCACAAAACUAAUCGUUGGAGGUCCAGAUCAUUCUGAUGUUAAUUUGACGCUGACAGAUUUCUUGAAAACCGAUAUGAAGGGCAAGGUCAUAACCCUGGCUGUCCUACCAACCUAUCAGCCUUCAGACAAUAUGUACAUCAGAACGUUCAAGGUCAUGCCUCGAAAUCAGAAUGCCCAUGCUUACGUGUCAGCUGGAUUCCGCAUGCAGAUUGACAAGGCGACUAAUUACACUGUGACAUUGAAACCCUCCAUUGUGAUGAAUGGCAUAUCAAAGACAUUUAAUCAUGCCGUGUUGACAGAAAAUUACCUUGUUGGUAAACAGCUGGGUGAUCCAAAUGUGCUAAAAGGUGCUCUUGGUAUGCUAGCAUCCGAGCUUAUUCCUGAUGCAUCAAGUCUUACUGACACUAACUAUAUCAAGUCUCUCGCUCUCAGUCUUUUCUACAAGUUUGUCCUGGGAGCCUGUGAUACGAAAGUUUCUCCUAGAUACAAGAGUGGUGGUGCCAAUCUGUAUCGGCCUCUGUCAUCGGGCACGCAGUCUUACGACACCCACAAACAGGAGUGGCCUGUCAGUGAACCCAUGACAAAGACGACAUCUGAAUUACAGACCUCGGGUCGUGUGCAGUUUGUUAAUGAUGUUCCUCCCCAGUCUGGAGAGCUCCAUGCAGCAUUUGUCCUCAGCUCGGUUGGUAAAGCUCAGAUCUCAAACGUGGACACAUCUGCAGCACUGAGCUUACCAGGUGUUCUGAAGUAUUUGUCCGCUGCCGAUAUUCCACCAGGGGGCAAGAACAACUACACUCCUACAGGAGAGUUUGUGGAAGAGAUAUUUUCAAGUGGUGAGAUCCAAUUCUGUGGACAGCCAAUUGGCCUCAUUGUGGCUGUCGACCAGCUGACGGCUGACACUGCGGCCAGUAUGGUGAAGGUCACCUACACCAACGUCCAUCCCCCCGUUCUCACCAUGGUGGAGGCUAUACAGCAGGGCUCGGUCUUCCCACAUGUGGCGGAAGAGAUCAAAGUGGGAGAUGCAGAGGCUGCAAUUGCUGCAUCUCCAAAGAAGAUCCUAGGACAGAUUUCUAUGGAAAGUCAGUAUCACUUUCAGAUGGAAACACAGAUCAGUAUCUGCAGCCCAACAGAAGAUGGAGUUGGGAUGAAUGUGCUGGCGGCCACCCAGUGGAUAGAUUACGUCCAGCAGGUGGUGGCGGGAGUCCUCAACAUUCCCGAGAGUGGAGUGAACGUCAGUGUGAGGAGGCUGGGUGGAGCGUAUGGGUCGAAGAUCACCAGGAAUAACCAGAUAUCAGCAGCGUGUGCCCUGGCAGCUCACAUCAUGAGGAAACCUGUGAGACUGUUUCUGAACUUCCACGACAACAUGAAAGCGAUCGGCAAACGGUUUCCAUACCUAGCAGACUAUCAGAUUGGUGUGUCCAAUGAAGGCAGACUGAAUGGAAUUAAGAUCACAGUGAAUGCUGAUUGUGGAUUUUCUCCAAAUGAUCAAAUACUGUCAGGAUUGUUCUACUGGCUAGACAAUGCUUACUACUGCCCUAACUGGUACUAUAUUCCUGUUGCCUUGAAAACAAACAAACCUUCAAACACAUCAGCUCGUUCACCAGGGUCAUGUCCUGCAGUGUUCAUUAUGGAGUCCAUGAUGGAACACAUUGCCAAAUGUCUGGAUAAAGAUCCUCUGGAAAUUCGCAAACUCAACUUGUACCAGAAGGGCCAGAAAACCCCUGGUGGUAUGGUGUUGAACUACUGCAACCUGACAUCACUUGUAUCGCAGUUAGAAUUAUCUGCUGAUGUUGUUAACAGAAAGAAACAAAUUGCUGCUUUUAAUCAGGCCAAUAAAUGGAAGAAGAAGGGUCUCUCUGUGGUUCCUCUUAAGUUUGGAAUUGGUUGGGCCACCGCCACGUAUAACGUGUUUCUCACCAUCUACCAUGGAGAUGGGACGGUGGCUAUUGCUCAUGGUGGAGUGGAGUCUGGUCAGGGUAUCAACACAAAAGUGUCUCAAGUGUGUGCUUACGAGCUAGGCAUCGCCAUGGAUACCAUCAAGAUCAAACAGGACAGCACGCUGGCCAAUGCCAACUCCCAAACCACUGGUGGGAGUAUCACCAGUGAACUGUGCUGUCUGGGCGUGAUUGAGUGCUGCAAGAUGCUCAAACAGCGGAUGGCUCCAGUCAAAGCCAAGAUGGUGGAUCCGACAUGGAAGCAGCUGGUUGCCAAGUGUUUCCAGGAAGGAGUUGAUCUUUCUGCACGAUACUUCACCAACGAGACGGAUUCGUCUGUGUUCCACUACAAUGUGUACGGAGUCACGUGUACCGAGAUGGAACUGGAUGUCCUCACCGGGGAGAAUCAAAUAACAUCUGUAGACAUGUUGUAUGACUGUGGAGAGAGUAUUAAUCCCGAGAUUGACAUAGGCCAGGCAGAAGGGGCAUUCGUGAUGGGACUGGGAUACUGGUUGUUGGAGAAACUACAGUUUGAUUCUAAAACUGGUGAAAACCUAACAGCUGGAACAUGGGAGUACAAGCCACCAAUGGGUAAAGAUAUUCCAAUUUCUUUCAACAUCAAAUUCUUGAAAAAUGCCCCAAAUCCGCUGGGAGUCCUCCGAUCAAAAGCUGUUGGGGAGCCUCCUCUUUGUAUGUCAUGUUCCGCUCUGUUUGGACUGAAACACGCCAUGGAGGCAGCCCGCAGGGACAUUUCCAAGGAUGUUUUCUUUGCCUUGAACGCUCCUGCCACUGUUGAAGCUGUGCAGCUCCAGUGUCUGGUUGACCCCAGUCAGAUGGUGUACGGGCCCUGACUAGCAGGUCAUGGUCACAUGGUGUAUGGGCCCUGACCUGCAGGUCAUCGGGAGGAUUUCUCUGAAAUGAUUUAGCAUGAAUUGAACAUUCAUGCAGCCUGCACUUUACCGUUUCCAACCACAUUUUGACGCACAUAAAAAAAUUUACAUAGUGCAUUUUUUGCAUAACUCUUUGAUGUACAUUUUAUUAAGCAGUAUAUGAUACAGAAAUAUAUUUUGAAUUGUAUUUUACUUUUUAAUUAAAUUGUAUAUUAAUAUUGAAAUUCAUUGAAUUGAAACAACUUGUUUGUUUGACAUGUGUAUAAAAUAUAAUUGUAUUUUUAAAAUGUUGAUUUUGUUAAAUAUUUACCAGAUAUCUUGUGUAUAAUACAUUUUACAAUGAAAGUAAACACGGCUACAACGGUGUUGUAAUUGAAGCCAAUUUGUUUAUUAUUAUUAUUUUGCUAUUACAAAACUAGAACACAAAUAUAAACCCUAGAAACCCUUCUUGUUUUUUGUUAUAACUGACUAUUUACUUUUGACUAAAUUGUGUAAUUAAUUUAGUCAAUAGGUGAACCUGAAAAAAAAAUCUUUAAACAUUUGUGGGUAUAGCGCAAUACCCGUUUUACCUUCUGGCAGAAACCCUGUCCAUGAAUUUUUAGUUUCUACAUUGUACUUGCAUAAAGGGUUGCAGAAAAUAAUCUGUAUUAAAAAUGUUGGCAAUUAUUUUUGAUGGCCAGAAUAAACUUUAAAAAAAAAAAAAACAUCGUAAUGUUUUCGACUAGGUGUUAUACCUGUUGUAUGCUUGCAUGUCUUUAGCAUUUAUUUCAUGCAGAAAAUUGCAUCAUUAUCAAAGAUGUAGCAUUGUAAGGACAAAAGAAAAUCAAAUAUGUUUACAUCAAACUAUAUAAGUUUUACUUUUGAACGUGUAGUCGUAGAUUUACAUUUAUGUACAAAAUUACAUUUACAAUAUUUUUUUGACAAAUUGGUCUCUAGGCCGUAACAGUGGUAUGUGAAAUGUUUUGUUUAUUUUUUAUUUAUAUAAUAUAUGGUAAAACAAAGCAAUGUAUAUUAUUUUGGUACUUGUUUCCAUAGCAAAUCACCACCAUAGCCAUGUAAAUGUUUGUAAAUUAAACUGAAAAUGUUUAUACUUAUUUUUCUAUGUAGCCAAUUAAUUUGAGUAUAUAGUUCAUAUUCGUCUUCCACAUUAAAAUACUAGUAAAUUGUAUGAUGCAAAUGGCUUUAAUAUUUGGAGAUUUUACAUAAAAUGUUUCAGUACAUAUUAUGAUACAUGUAGAUGUACAGUACGUUUUGUUACUGUAAGUUUUUUAACCCUUUCCGACUAUGGAACGGGAAAUCCCGUUAAAAAAAAAAAAUCACCAUUCAGAUUAUAGAACGGGAAAUCCUGUUGUGUUUUCAGUUUGGAUUUGUCACAGGUUGACAUGUGCAAUAGAGGCAGUGCUAACAAUAUUCUGUAGAAGUUUUACAUGGUUUGCUUUGAGAAUGUGCUCAUUUAUUCGGAAUUUGGUAUGUUACCUGCAAUGGCGACAUCCAUUUCCGAUAAUAUGGCCUUCACGAAAAAUGACUGAUAGUGUUGUUUUUCGGAAUGUGAGAGUGAUAAUUCAGACAGAAUUCCACUAGCUGAUAUACUAUCACUAAUUCAAGAUGACAUACCACUUUCAAGAUUUGCACCUGGUCGGAGAGCAAGUGAUGAUGAGAUUGACGACGAUAUAGCAGUUUCUUCAUUUACACAUUUUCAUAGAAAUUUGAUGUUUUUAUAACCAGUGAUUUUUUUUAAUAUACCUGUAAUAUGUAUAAUAAUGAGCUACUUCUCAUAGACAAUUGAUUUAUGUUUACAAAUAUGCUUGAACCAGUCUUCUACUAUGAAUAAUAACCAAGUUAUCAUCAAGUAACCAUCUGUAAAUUUAUCCUUUGUUAAACUGUCAAAUAUAUCAAUUCCUAGGGCACUUUUUGAAGACAAUGGGUUAACGAGUUUGAAAGGGUUAACCAGAAACUUGUAAAUGGCUGCAUAUUUGGAGAGUUUACAUACAUACACACAUUACAUAGUAUAUACAUGUAUAUAUGUGUAUGUUCAGUACUCUGUUGUUUCUAUUUCUGAACCAGAAAUGUGUGUUCCAUGAAAACCUUACUUUUACAGUAGUAUAAUGGCUCACUUCUGAAUGAAGUACCAUAAGUGAUUAAUGACAUUUACAUGUAUACAUGUACAAAUGAUAAGUAGGCCUAUACAAAAAAAAAUCUAAAAGGAAAAAAAUAGUUUUGGUUUAAUUCCAAUAGAUUAUGUGAAUGUAAACUAAUGUUUUAAACAAUGUAUUGUUAAGUUUUUGUGGUCUGUUGUAACAAGUUUUGACAUCAUAUAUUAUUGUUGUUCCAAGAUGACCAGAUAUCUUUUUACUAAUAAAAUAUAUUUUUUAA